AUGCCUCUUUUCCUCUUCCGGGCCCUGCGGCUCGGCCUCCUCAGGACAUGCAGAUUUUUUCCUUUCCGGUGGAGCUUCCUCGGUGCACGGGGAGGCUGGAACACACACACAUACACGUGCGGGCAGGGCCCAGUUGUGUUGCAUGCUCUCUGGCUGUCUUUCUGUCGUCGGGCCGCGCCGAGUUCGAAAAAGAGUAGUGCGACCUCUCAGAAUAACCACCCGCUUGUGUCUCAUUUCCAGGCCCCCGCGCGCGUCCGCCAAGGCUUUGCGAAGAUCUUUGUGCUCCUAUCCGUUUGUGUUUCCUCGCGCGAAGCUGCUGAGGAGUGCGCCGACAUGAGCGGGGGAGCGUGCACAUUUUCUCAUUGA
Prorocentrum cordatum is the source of this 366-nucleotide messenger RNA. Lineage: Eukaryota; Dinophyceae; Prorocentrales; Prorocentraceae. The record is from the annotation of a GenBank genome assembly.